Messenger RNA from Rasamsonia emersonii CBS 393.64, 612 nucleotides. RefSeq lists its product as uncharacterized. The record is from RefSeq and is a predicted model, not a curated record. The coding region runs from base 1 to 612 and encodes 203 amino acids. The transcript has 2 exons. NCBI's taxonomy places the organism in Eukaryota, Fungi, Ascomycota, Eurotiomycetes, Eurotiales, Trichocomaceae.
AUGGCACAGAAGGCAGCAACAAUUCCCAUCCUCCCUCAGGGACCUAGACCUAUAUACUGGCCGUAUACAGGGACAGCCGCCCGCAGUUCCAUGGUUAGCGACGCCCACCGACUCAGCGGGCCGCCCAAAGGCGACCCAAGCAGUGGGCAGGCCCCGCAUGGACAGUCCAUUGACUCCAUUCACCGGACGCCUUCGAUCACCGCUCCUUGCAAGGCGGAUGUGCCGUUUAGCGCCGGUUCCUGGCAGUCACGCACCAAUCUGCGCUCACCGCAAGCGCAUGAGUUCGCGUUCCAAACGGAUCGAGGCGAUCGACUGGCUGCGGUGGGCGGCUGUCGCAAUCCGCAAAGCCACGCAGCCCCGCCUGCUGUGGCGAGUGGGCCUGUCACAGCCUCAGGUCGAACUCGACAGAACUUCCAUAGGAUGGCAGUUGGACGCGACAAGAGCGCUGCCCAACAAACCAAUAACCCCAGCACAGACAGACCCAUCCAGCAUGGACUAUGGACUAUCGACUAUCGAGUCUGCUCACCGCCGUCGAGCUGCCACGACAGCACGGGCGUCAACAAGGCGGUGUGGCAGCCAGCCAAUCCAGAAUAUAGGAUAUCCACGGAGUAG